CAUUCGCCAGUCGAACACAGGUAGUAGUAAAAGAGUGAACGCUGUGGCGGUGGAAGGGAAGGUAGCUAGCCUGCUGGCUAACAACAUUGGAAACGGAGUAACAACAAAGUAUUGUGUGGAAGGAAAAACACAAAACUCUCGUCAGAACCCAACUGAGUCCAGGUCAUUUCACAGCGGGGUCGACAUGUCAGAGACAUACGAUUUCCUGUUCAAGUUCCUUGUGAUUGGCAGCGCAGGGACUGGAAAAUCCUGCCUCCUUCACCAGUUCAUCGAGAACAAGUUCAAACAAGACUCCAAUCACACUAUUGGCGUGGAAUUUGGCUCUAGAGUCGUCAACGUUGGUGGCAAAACAGUCAAACUGCAGAUCUGGGACACAGCAGGGCAGGAACGCUUCAGGUCGGUGACUCGCAGCUAUUACCGUGGGGCAGCUGGGGCACUUCUUGUCUAUGACAUCACAAGUCGAGAGACCUACAACGCUCUGACUAACUGGCUGACUGACGCACGGACAUUGGCCAGCCCCAACAUCGUCAUCAUCCUCUGUGGGAACAAGAAGGAUCUGGAUGCAGAUCGUGAGGUCACAUUCUUAGAAGCAUCUCGCUUUGCUCAAGAAAAUGAGUUAAUGUUUUUGGAGACGAGUGCUUUGACUGGGGAAAAUGUGGAGGAGGCCUUUCUUAAAUGUGCCCGCACAAUUCUUAACAAAAUAGAGUCUGGUGAGCUGGAUCCUGAACGAAUGGGCUCUGGUAUCCAGUAUGGCGAUGCAUCUCUGAGGCAGUUGAGGCAGCCGCGGGGAUCUGCUGCACAGACCAAGCAGCAGUGUAACUGCUAGGGGUUUGCCCCGUUCCCUCUCCUGUCCCUGACUCCCUACAUAUUACCUCCCCCGCUUCAGCUCCGGGUGUUUCUGGGUUUGCAGGUUAACUCCCCUUCUUCUGUCCCAAUGCAAUCCUCCACACCCAAACACAUCUGGAUCGUUUCUUAUGAAGUCCAUCUGCAAUCUUCGCCCACUGACCUUGGGGAGUGGGCUGCUGGUCUUGGAGUGGUGCCUCUGACUAAGUGUGUGGGGCUGGGAGAUAUGGCCAGUAGAGGUGACUGACAAGUGAGACUGCAGCCUUGGUGGCCUGGGGAAAGGGUGCUUUGCAAGGACCUUGCAGAUUUAACCUUAUCCUGUGAUUUUCAUGUGUAUAUACACAAUCACACUCACAUUGUUUGUGUAGAUUAAACAGCCAUCAACCCCAAUCUCUGUGCCCUGGGAAAAACAAAUCAGAGAGAAGCAAAGGUAAUAAUAUUCUUUAUUUAUAUGUCUUAAACAAAAUUAACAUCCAUUAGUCAGCUAUUGCAAAUCGCAAGAUUAUAAAGAGUAAUAAUUUAAGCUGUGGGUUUUUCCCCUGCUUAAUAAACAUGCUGAGAAAACUUGAAAGGGUGGCAGGAGAAAGUAACACUUUGCUUUUUCCAUGAAUACCCACGCACAUCCCCAGCUUUGAGGAAAUGAUGCUCAUAGAGUACAGUCAACACUCUGUGUUGUGCAUUUACUGUAAGUUCCCAUUUAUGCCUAAGUCAUUGUGUUGGCUAAGCACCUAAAGGGAAAUUUUUCCAGUUAGCAUUCUUGAAGCACAAAGGGGAGAUGGUAGAUCUUUUAACCUGGCCCUUGAGACACCCUCGGUCACCCUUAUCUGGUGCAUAUCAAAUGUUAACUGCAGCCCUGACAUAGUUUGGGCCACAAAGGCUAUCUUGAUGCACAAGUCAUUUUGCCCUGCUCUUUCUCCAUGGGACUGGUGUCUUUGUCAUACAUGUCUCUCUAAGCUGUAAAGAGGACCCAAAAUAUAGCACCCUAACUGACCUCACACACAAAUGCAUUCUUUUAUAGCAACAGGUUGGACAAGCUUUAUUGAAAGCUGACAGUUUAUUCAACCUAUUGUAACACACUUCAGAUCUCUGGUAUAAUAUUGAAUUUCCAGUUUAACAUGUUACCAAAUUGGACUGUAUAGCUCACCAGAACAAUGUAUUUGGAAAUGACGAUGAAUUUGCUGGAUGAUGAAUUUGAUUACAUGGCAAAAAAUAUACAUCCAAGCCUAGCAAUGUUAUAAAAUUUUAAUAAAAAAAUAUAAUUACCAAUAAAUAACAGUCUAAAUGUAGGACCUUUGAUAUAAUAAACUAUCAAACUUUUUUUUUUUUUUUAAGGUGGACCCCCCCCCCCUGUUCUGUAAAGUUUCUCCAGCCACAAAAUAGUAGCUACAAAAGAACACAUUUGUGGCUGGAACGUAGGUAGGUUGAUUAAUGAGGUUGAUUCCAGUAGUAAAGUGCUUAUGUGCAGUUCAUUGAGAAUGCAUGGAAAAACCUGAGUCAUGAUUUCUAGAGUACUGAAAGUGCAUAUUUGUAGUAUAUUGUGCAUCCCAAAAGAUUGCGCUGCGUGCGAUUUUGCACUGUGUGCCGAGCUGAGCACCAUCGCAAUGUGCAGUGACUGGCAACCAUCCUCAUAAGGCCACUUGACCGACAUGAAAAAUCAAACAAGACUAAUUCAAAGAGGGUAUUAUUCCUGAGUUUAAUGAUCUGCCAGACAGGCUUGUUGUGGGUGUGGCUACGUACAGGUGAAGACCAGCACAGUGCCCUGCCCUGUCCCACCUUACUGAAUCGCAUCCCCAUCCCCAUUACCAACAUGGUCAAGCCCAUUUUAGCCUCUGUGUUUUUAAAAAUACCAUCUCUGUGAUGUGUGGUGGUUCUUCUGUUUUUGUUUUUUUUCUCUGCAAGUGCACUUUUUUUGACUGUUUAUAUACUGUACCUAUAGAAUUGUACAAUUUAUAGUAAUUUAAAUAUAUGCUGUAAUGAGAAUUAUUCAAAGAGGGAUCAUUCCUUACUAAAGAACAACUGAGCUUGGUCCGACAUGAAGAUAUAACUAUAUGCGUUAUAUAUAGUGUAUAUGUAUGUAUUAUAUGCACUGGGCAAGGAGAUUUCAUGUAUUAUGAUAAACUAGGCAGUGUGCCUUUGGUAAAGAGCGUAGCCUCAGUUCAUUAACAAUGCAAACCCAAGUCUUAAUUAAUUGAAAGGGUUACAUUUAAUUGAGAAGGUGGUGCAUUCAUUGUUCUGCCUGAACUAUUCUGAAAUGCUGUUGUAUAGAGUGGUGCUUGUCUUUAUUGAAACCACUUAAUAAUAAUGACUGGACAGACUCCAACCACCAUUUCUUGAUUAGUAAAUAACAAAAUUGGCAUGAAUCUAACGCAUGCAUUGGCAAGUGAGUUUAAAAGUAGGUCUAAAUCACCACAAGGAUCUUAAAUAUGACUGCCUGACUUUGAGGUACAUGAAAGUACUGCUGAGUAAGUUGACUAAAAUGAGUUGUAUGUUACUGUAUUUCACUGGUUUUGGUAGUAGUGUCUGUGACUACAUCUCUCUGUCUCUAGUUAACAGAGUUGCCCAAAUACUGCAGAAACUCAGUUGUUGCUUAGUAACCAGUGUGAUUUUGUUCAUCCAUAAAUACUGUAUAUCUGAAUCAUCUAUGCUGUAAAUAAGAUUGAACUUGUCUAUUGGAUUGUUUUGGGGGGAGUGUGCUUGUUAAUUUUAAGGAUAAGUAAAGUUUGCUUGUUUUUUUAUGUUACAUGAUAAAUGAAGGUCUCUUUGGUGUCCAUUCCAUUUUAUAUAUACUUUCAUCUUCUGUAGAAAUGUGAAUACACACAUUUAUGUUUGUUUGGAAAAUGUUUAUUUCCUAAGAAAUGUCUUUUUACAUUAGUAAUGUUCAUUACUAAACCAGAUUGAAUAAUUUAGAACGUGGAUGCAGGAAAAGUCUGGCUUUGCCUGCUUAGUGUGAAAACUAUUUAAACUUCAACUGAGGUGAAGAUGUGAGCGUUUGGUCUGGUUAAAACUAUCUGCUGUACCUUCUUCCUAUGCUCAGAAACUGUAAAAGAACACUUCACCAUAACACUAGUGAAGGCAAACUCAUUGAGGAUAGGUUAGCAUGCUCUCAUUUGCUGGUUGCUUUCAAUCACUAAAAUUAGCAAUGCCAGCUUUUAGUUAAGAAAUUACUGAAUGGGUUUUGCAGGACUAAAGGCAAUUCUUUAAAUAAGAAAAUAGUGGCAGUUUCUAAAUUAAAGUUUUUAUUUCUACACCUUAAAUACCAUUUAGAUGACCUAUGACUGCUGAUGUAACAGCCCCCUUUCCACCAGUAGAUGGUGGUGCAGUACAGCUAACCUCUUCACCAUAGCUCUAAGUUAGACGGCACAUUCUAUACUCUGGGCAAACCAUUUAGUCUAGCAGCUUAACUGAAAUAAAUUAAACACUUCUCAGAGCCAAAAUGAAACCAAUCAACUUGACAUAAUUUUAUAUUUUAUUUCUUUGUCUCAUUUCUGUGGGUUUACAUUAAUAUAGUGAGUAGAAACAUUUCCUUCAGUCUGCCAUCUCACAAGGACAAGUGCAUAAGAGAGGAUAUUUCAGACAGGCAAAAGGAACAAUGAGGAAAAACAAC
This is a messenger RNA of Pygocentrus nattereri (red-bellied piranha), 4447 nucleotides long. RefSeq names its product RAB4B, member RAS oncogene family (gene rab4b). The transcript has 8 exons. The record is from RefSeq and is a predicted model, not a curated record. Gene Ontology annotation, molecular function: GTP binding; GTPase activity. Gene Ontology annotation, cellular component: endosome. NCBI's taxonomy places the organism in Eukaryota, Metazoa, Chordata, Actinopteri, Characiformes, Serrasalmidae. Bases 185 to 826 code for a protein of 213 amino acids. Gene Ontology annotation, biological process: Rab protein signal transduction; regulation of endocytosis.